GUGACGAGCAGCGGACGUCGCGAGAUCCGAAUCCGAUCACCCGCAAUCAGAACCGAAACCGAGGCGCUCCGGCCCGCCCAAAACGAAUCGAAACCCAAAAUAACCGCUUCGCGAAUUUGUAUUUAUUUUGUAUAUAUUUUUGUCUUUGUGAGUCCUGUGUUUUUUGCGAAACCACCACGCAUUUUUUUCGAGUGCUCUGUGUGCCGAGGAUAACGAAAUAUAAACACCAGCUGCUGGGAUGAUGCUGCUCCGAGUGACAUUGCUGGCCACGCUCUGCUUCUGCGCCGCCCAGGCGGUCCUGAGUGGCAAGGAGCUGAAGCGCCGGGAAGCCGGCUUCGAUACCUACGGGCCACCGCCGCGUCCCGCUCCCCAGUAUGGACCACCGCCACAGCAUGUGCCCCAUCGGGAGUACGGUGUGCCCCAGCAGAUUCCCUUCCGGGAGUACGGUCCUCCGGCCUUGAAGUAUGGCCCUCCCAAGCUGAACUUCCUGGGAGGAGGAGGAGGCGGCGGUGGAGGCGGAAGCUCUCUGCACGAGCAGAUCAAGACACACUUCGGUGUGCCCAAACCCUUCUACGGGCCGCCCCACAUCCAGCACAAGCCUGCGCCCCAGUACGGACCCCCGCCUAAGCCCUCUCCCCAGUACGGACCUCCUCCUCAGCCUGCCCCCCAGUACGGACCUCCUCCGCCGCAGUACGGACCGCCGCCGCCGCAGAAGAUCCAGCACCGCCCGGCUCCACAGUACGGACCACCAAAGCCUCAGUACGGACCUCCGCCGCCGCCACCACAGCUGCUGCCCUCGCCGCAUGCAGCUCCUCUGUUCAAACCCGCCCACCAGCCGGCCACGUCGUACGGACCACCGGCUUCCGGACCGCUUAACCUGCCCCCCAAGCCCAUCUACGACGCCCCUCCACCGAACUAUGGCCCUCCGCCACUACCCGUGGCCCUGCCAGGACCUCCGCCGCCGGCCACCACCAUUAUCCUGCACGGAGGACACCAUGGCGGACCUUCCGGACCCUCGGGACCGGGACCCAGUGGACCCGGGCCAGUGAAGCAGGUGCAGAUCCAGAUUGACGCCUCGGGACACACGCACAGCGUGAGCGGCUCUCAGGCUCCUUUCCACACGGCCUGCGACGGCUGGAAGCCAAUCCCGGCUCCGAUCGGCGCCUACGUGGAGCAGAACCACAUUGAGACUCAGGGAGGCUACAGCCAGGUGGCCCAGGGACAUGGCGGCGGUUUUGGAACCCAGUAUAGCGUGGGAGGAUCCUCCGGAGGCUCUGGAGCUGGCGGCAGCAUCAUCGACGGACUCUCGGACGAGCAGCUCGUGGCCGUGGCCCUCCAGGGCGGCAACGAUGGUGCCCAGGUGAUCACCGGACCCGGCGGUAACUCCAUCGAAACGGAAACUCUGCAGGCCGCCAUUGGCUCCCUGGAUGACUCGUACUCCAAGCCGCCAUUGGACUCCUUCGACCCCCGGUCGGUGCAUGCCCAGAAGUAUCAGACCAUUGGUCACUCCGGACCACAGGGUGGCAACUACGGACCACCGCCACCUCCUCCUAGCGGAAACUAUGGACCUCCGCCAAGUGGAAACUACGGACCUCCGCCGCCACCUCCUCAGUUUGCAGCUCUGACCAGCAGCAGCCAUGGCAGCCACUCCCACUCGCAGUCGCAGUCCAACGUGAAUAUCCAGUACGGACCACCUCCCUCCGGAAAUCCACAGCCCUUCCCCCAGCAUGGAGCCGGACAGCCCAACAAGCCGGUUGCCUACCGCCCGCCCGUGCCCGUCGGUCUGCUGGAAUCCAUUGGAGCCACGGUGCAGCAUCUGGAUCAGUUUGGAGUGAAGCCGCCACAGCAGCCCGCCACCUACAUUCCCCCGGCCGCCAACGAAAUCGCUCUGGCAGGAUCUCCUCCAUCUCUGCCCGCUCCCCAGGCUCUAUACCAGCCUCCACCACCGCCCCAGGCCCAGCAGGUCAUCCUGCAGCAGCAGCUGCCGGCACCGCAGCCAGGACCCGCCUUCGGACACCAGAAGCAGCAGUUCGGACCCCCGGAGCCCCAGUACCUGCCGCCUCCGCCGCCGCCAGUGGCCAACGUGCGUCCUCUGGGACCUCCGCCACCGCCCACCCAGCAGUACCUGCCAGCAGCUCCUCCACCGCCAGUCUUCUUCCAGCAGCAGCAGCAGCAGCAUCACCACCACGCGGAGAACAGCUACAGCGCCUCCCAGUUCCAUGCCCAGGGUCUGCCCCUACCCCAGCAGGCGCCUCGCUUCAGCCAGCUGCCCUUCCAGCAGCAGCAGCCCCAGCCCAUCAUCGUCCAUGACUGCGGACACGGGCCCAAUGUGGUGAGCAGCAGCGGCUACCAGGUCCAGCAGCAGCAGCAGGUGCAGCAGCUCCAGCAGCAGUUCGGCAGCGUGUCGGCCGCCUCCUCGGGAGCCUACAAUGCCAUCGCUCAGAGCAUCCCAGUGGCGGAGCAGCACACCCAGCAACUGGUUUCGGGUCCGGCGGACAGCUACGGACCACCUCCCUCCGGCAACGACAUUGACAGCUUCGACCACACCGGCUACGCCUCGCAGAAGAACGCGGUGGCCGCCCUGCCCGACGGCACCGAUCCCCAGCAGCUGCCCGGCCUAGACGGACUCGAUGUCCUCUCCGCCCAGAAGUCGCAGAGCAUCCAGCUGGGUAAUGGCCAGCAGCCGGCGCAGAACUUCCAAGUGCAGUUCGGCGGAUCCCUGAACAACGCCCCCGGUGUGUCGAGCGGUGAUGCCAAUCACGAGGAGAUCCUUUCUCAGGGCCUGCUGCAGUCCAUCCUCACGGCCAUCGAGCAGCCCCAGCAGCAGCAGCAGCAGGGUCUGCCCCAGAACCACAAAGCCCAGAGCCGCUCGGACGAUCACGACCAGCAGGAGGACCAGCAGCAGGCGGACGACCACGAGGAGGAGGAGCAGUCCGUCAGCUCGUCAACCCGCGUGGAAGUGCGCGUGCUGCCGGAGAACCCCGACAACGAGGAGGAGACGCCCGCCGAGGUCAAGGAGAUCGAGCCCAUCGUGGUCAACGACGAGGAGGCCAAGCAUUAGUCAGUCACUAGUUAGCAUCGAACUCAUCAGCGCCGCUUGAACCUAUUUAUUGCUGCCUCAUCCGCGGACCUCCGCCCGCCCCCCAGUUGCCAUAAAGUGAAAGUCCAGGGGCCGGGAGGGAGAGAUCCGUCACCACAUCACAGAUCAUCACGUCACAAUCACAAUCACAAACACACACACAAAGAGAACAAAGAAGCUACCAUGGAAAGGCGCCUUUCAUGCCCCAGCAGCUCGUGUAUAAAAAUAUUUAAAGUAAAUAAUUAAUUUAUUAUUACAUUGUAUUGUACUUUAUGCUUUAAACAAU
Drosophila kikkawai is the source of this 3365-nucleotide messenger RNA. RefSeq lists its product as uncharacterized. Lineage: Eukaryota; Metazoa; Arthropoda; Insecta; Diptera; Drosophilidae. The record is from RefSeq and is a predicted model, not a curated record.